AUGACCCAGACCAAACUCAUCAAGAAAACCACUUUGGUCUCGGCAGCUGCAACCCGUUUGCCGGUGCACACGUUGACCUUUGCAAUCCCCAGGUUUGAUCCCAGCGUCCAUCGCGGUAAGUCCCACUCGGAAGUUGCCAUUGACAAGGGAGAUGUAGUCAAAAUGGUCAUCCCUGGAUACAAACCCAAAUCCUAUUCCAUGAGUGCUUUGCGAGAACAGGAAUUUGACGUAACCUUCAAGGUCUACCCCAAUGGCCGCGCAAGUGGCUUUCUUGAUAGCAUGAAGGUAGGAGACGAACUUGAAUCCUUUGGAAAGUCCUCAGGGCGCCAUCAUAAUCCAGGCUCAUUUGUUGGUAUUGUAUCCUACGGAGUCGGAAUCACAGAAGGAUUACCAGUCACCAAAGCAGAGCUAGAGAAGGGUGACGCCGAAAAGGUAGUGUUGCUUUGGGCCUCUCGUACUAUGGGAGAUACGUUUUGGCACGAGGAGAUCAAGGCUUUACAGAACGAGUAUCCAGGAAGGUUUGAAAUGGUCCAUAUACUCUCGCGUGAGGAACACCAAGGCUGCUUUCAUGGUCACAUCACUCCCAAACUGUUGGACCAGGCAUUUCAGCCAGCAGAUCGUGGUCAAGCUAGGUUCCUCUCUGUUGGGACCAAAGACAUGAUGCGAAUUACAAAUCGCAUGCUAGAAGAGAUUGGCUACCCCAUGCCUGAGCAUGCUCUCCUCCCCAAGUCUCGCAGCAGCCAUCACCAACGUCACGGCAAGCACCACAGUCGCACUUCCUGCAAGGACCGCAAACAUCACAAGGGCCGAGAGUGUGACAAGAAACACCGACGCUAG
This is a messenger RNA of Seminavis robusta, 837 nucleotides long. Lineage: Eukaryota; Bacillariophyta; Bacillariophyceae; Naviculales; Naviculaceae. The record is from the annotation of a GenBank genome assembly.